Cucurbita moschata (crookneck pumpkin) is the source of this 1595-nucleotide messenger RNA. RefSeq lists its product as uncharacterized. The transcript has a single exon. The coding region runs from base 1 to 1578 and encodes 525 amino acids. The record is from RefSeq and is a predicted model, not a curated record. NCBI's taxonomy places the organism in Eukaryota, Viridiplantae, Streptophyta, Magnoliopsida, Cucurbitales, Cucurbitaceae.
AUGGCAACUCCCGUAAGGUUCUCGAGCUGUAGAGGCGUUGCCUUUGAAGUGAAAGCUCAGGAACAUCAACUCUCCCAUCAAAGUAGUGUCUCCUUUACAACAUUCCUUUCAUCUUCAUCUUCACUACGAAGAUCACUAAGCAAACCAAGCACCCAUUUCUGUGACAUUGACCCUGACCAACAAAAACUCCAACCCCUCUCCGAUGAAGACGAGAAUGAGCUGCAAUCACUCGAACAAGGACACUACGUUCCACCCCCACAAAACCCCUCUCCCCCUAACCCAAAAUCAAGGCUCUCCGUCAUUCUCCUCGACCAAGGCCUCUUCACCGUCUACAAGCGCCUCUUUAUUCUCUCUGUUUCAUUAAACAUAACUGCCCUCAUUCUCGCCCUCACUCGCAAUUUCCCUUAUGCAAGAAACAACCCUGCUCUGUUUUCAAUCGGCAACAUAUUCAUGUUGUGUCUUUGCCGAAGUGAGGCGUUUUUGCGUGUUCUAUUUUGGUUAAGCGUCUCAAUUAUUGGAAGAUCAUGGGUCCCUCUCUGUGUCAAAACCUCCCUAACUUCUCUCCUACAGAGCUUAGGUGGCAUCCAUAGCGGCUGUGGAGUUUCCUCCAUUGCAUGGCUUGUGUACGCAUUAUUAAUACAGAUUCUCGAGGACCCAAAAAACGCGUCCCCAGCCAUGAUUGCAGUUGCCUCAGCAAUUCUAGCCCUUCUUUGCCUCUCUUCAUUAGCAGCAUUCCCCCUCGUUCGCCACCUCCACCACAAUGUCUUCGAGCGAACGCACCGUUUUGCCGGAUGGGCUGCUCUGGCUCUCCUCUGGGCCUUCAUUAUUUUAAAAUUGACUUACGACCCAAUUACCAAAUCAUACACUAACCCCCUCGGUUCCCGUUUGGUUAAGAAUCAGGAAUUUUGGUUCACAGCCGCAAUCACUUUCCUAAUUAUUCUCCCCUGGGUUACGGUCAGGCGCGUUCCUGUUCAAAUCUCUGCCCCUUCCGGACAUGCCUCGAUUAUCAAAUUCAACGGUGGGGUCCAACCUGGGUUAUUGGGCCGAAUCAGCCCAUCGCCGUUAUCAGAAUGGCACGCAUUUGGGAUCAUUUCCGACGGCCAAAAAGAGCACAUGAUGUUAGCCGGAGCAGUUGGCGAUUUCACGAAAUCUUUGGUGUCGAACCCACCGAGCCACUUGUGGGUCCGUGGGGUCCACUUCGCCGGACUUCCUUAUUUGGUGAAUAUGUACGAGAGAGCUCUGGUGGUAGCGACGGGAUCUGGGAUCUGCGUGUUUUUGUCGUUUCUGAUACAGAGAAGUAGGGCUGACGUGUAUUUGGUGUGGGUAGCCAAAGGGAUCGAGGAGAAUUUCGGGAAGGAGAUUAAGGAGACGGUAAACGGGUACCCGAAGGAGAAGGUGAUUAUUCACGACACGAAGGUUUCGGGGCGGCCGAAUGUGGCGGAGCUGACAGUGAAGGCGGCCGGAAAAUGGAAAGCGGAGGUGGUGAUUGUUACGAGUAAUCCGGAAGGAAGUAGAGAUGUGGUGAAUGCGUGUAAGAGGUCUGGAAUUGCGGCUUUUGGUCCGAUUUGGGAUUCCUGAAACAUGGAAACUCACAC